Messenger RNA from Pipistrellus kuhlii (Kuhl's pipistrelle), 2943 nucleotides. RefSeq names its product zinc finger protein 883-like. The transcript has 3 exons. Gene Ontology annotation, molecular function: DNA-binding transcription factor activity; RNA polymerase II cis-regulatory region sequence-specific DNA binding. Gene Ontology annotation, biological process: regulation of transcription by RNA polymerase II. Bases 506 to 2665 code for a protein of 719 amino acids. The record is from RefSeq and is a predicted model, not a curated record. NCBI's taxonomy places the organism in Eukaryota, Metazoa, Chordata, Mammalia, Chiroptera, Vespertilionidae.
AGCACCAGAAACAAACUUGCCCCAGUCAUCACCUCCUCCGAAGGCGCUAGAGGGCGCUCAGUAUACUUGGUGUGUUCUUGGGCAAUAAGCCCCUUAGAGCAGUCCUUGAGUCAACUGAGAAACAACUGACCCUGGACUUGGAGCAGAGAAACUACAUUACCCACAAAGCUAAGCACGGAAUGCCACCAGGCUCAGCCAAUGGGGGCUCAGAGAAGGCAUUUCCGUUCGACCGCUUCUUUAGGGCGGGACCAAGUCCUCUUAGCAGGAUUUUGUCUUCUCAGCUUAUUGUCUCAGGCGGUCAGUUCCUGGGCUCAAGAGUCUGUUGGAGGAGAGAGGAGCAGUGUUCCCUGCCUCACAGCCUCUGGUAGGAGCCUCCCGUGGUGCUCACCGCUCACACGUGGGGUUGAAGCUCCGAGUCACCGCCUGGACCCCCGCCAGGGCCGGGACAGGCCCCGCCAUUCCUGCCGCCGCUUCCGCUCCCGCCCCGCGCGGCCCACAGAGCGCGAUGGCGGCGCCCGCGCUGAGGAAACGUGCUGAGGUUGGCGUGACCUUUGAGGACAUUGCCCUGUACUUCUCCAGGAAGGAAUGGAGCCUCCUUGAUGAGGGUCAGAGACAGCUGUACCUGAAUGUGAUGCUGGAGAACUUUGAACUUGUAUCCUCGCUGGGUUGCUGCUGUGGAGCAGAGAAUGUGGAGGCACCAACAAAACAGAAGGUUUCAGUAAGAGUGUCACAGAGAAGGAAUCCCAAGAUAGCCUUGUCUUCCCAGAAGAGCCAUCCCUGUGAGAGUUGUGGGCUCACCUUGGGAAACAUAUUCCAUGUGAUGGAGCUUCAAAGAAAUGAACAUGGACAGGUACUUUUGAGAUGCGGGGCAUGUGCAAAACGGUUUUACUUCCGUGUAAAAGUUGACAAAAAGCAUGUUAGAGAGAGGACAUUUAUUAGAGGUGUAGACACGAUUUCACAUGGAAACAGUUGCAAUUUCAACGUGUCCCAGAAUUGUUUCACAAGCGGGGAGGUUGAGCCCAGUGUCCUUUCAAAACCAAGACAUCUCCACCUAAAAGCUACUCUCACCAGGGACAGUGGAAAUGCUAUUUCAACAGAUGGGAAGACAUUUCAAAGCAGAAUUCAUACGGGAGAAAAGCCUUAUCAAUGCAUCGAAUGUGAGAAAAGUUUCAAAAAAACCAUUGGUCUCCAGUAUCAUCAGAGAGUUCACAAUGGAGAAAAGCCUUAUAAAUGCAACGAAUGUGGGAAAGCUUUUACCAGUAGGAGUGACCUUCUUUGUCAUCAGAGAAUUCAUACUGGAAAAAAGCCGUAUCAAUGCAGUGAAUGUGAAAAAGCUUUUACCACUAGCAGUCAACUUAGAAAGCAUCAGAGAGUUCAUACGGGAGAAAAGCCUUAUAAAUGCAGUGAAUGUGGAAAAUGUUUUAACAGUAACAGCUACCUUCGUAGUCAUGAGAGACUUCACAGUGGAGAAAAGCCUUAUAAAUGCAACGAAUGUGGGAAAUCUUUUAAUAGUAGGAGUGACCUUCAUUGUCAUCAGAGAAUUCACACUGGAAAAAAGCCGUAUCAAUGUAGUGAAUGUGAGAAAGCUUUUACCACUAGCAGUCAACUUAGAAAGCAUCAGAGAGUUCAUACGGGAGAAAAGCCUUAUAAAUGCAGUGAAUGUGGAAAAUGUUUUAACAGUAACAGCUACCUUCAUAGUCAUCAGAGACUUCACACUGGAGAAAAGCCUUAUAAAUGUAGUGAAUGUGGAAAAUGUUUUAACACUAACAGCCACCUUCGUAGUCAUCAGAGAGUUCACAGUGGAGAAAAACCUUAUAAAUGUAGUGCGUGUGAGAAAGCUUUUACCACUAGCAGUCAACUUUGUACUCAUCGGAGAGUUCAUACAGGAGAAAAGCCUUAUAAAUGCAGUGAAUGUGAGAAAAGUUUUCUAGGAAACACUGAUCUCCAGCGUCAUCAGAGAGUUCACACUGGAGAAAAGCCUUAUAAAUGCAGUGAAUGUGGUAAGUCUUUUGCAAGGAGCAUUGUUUUUCAAUAUCAUCAGAGAAUUCACACAGGAGAAAAGCCUUAUAAGUGCAGUGAAUGUUCGAAAUCAUUUACUGGUAGAACUAGUCUCCAGUAUCAUCAGAGAGUUCACAGAGGAGAAAAGCCUUAUCAAUGCAGUGAAUGUGGGAAAACUUUUACCAAUAAUAACAACCUUCAUAUUCAUCAGAGAGUUCACAGAGGAGAAAAGCCUUAUCAAUGCAGUGAAUGUGGGAAAACUUUUACCAAUAACAGCAACCUUCAGAGUCAUCAGAGAGUUCACACUGGAGAAAGUCCUUGUAAAUGCAGCGAAUGUGGAAAGUCUUUUUCGAGUAGCACUAGUCUCAAAUAUCAUCAGAGAGUUCACACAGGAGAAAAGCCUUAUCAGUGCAGUGAAUGUGGUAAAUAUUUUGUUCGUAGUACUAGCCUUCAUGCUCAUCAGAGAGUUCACACCGCAGAGAAGCCUUAUAAAUGCAGUCAUUGUGGGAAAUGUUUUAGCUGGAACAGUAGCCUUCAUACUCAUCAGAGAGUUCACACUGGAGAAAAGUAUCACUGCAAUGAAUGUGGCAAAUCUUUUAGAAGUAGUAAUGGUCUUAAAUAUCAUCAUGCAGCUCACAGUGGAGAAAGCCGCGAUGAGUGCAAUUAAUGGGUGAUAUCUUUCCGUCUAAUUUGUAAAUUACCUCUUCACAAAAGAGUCUUGAUGAGAAAAGAUUGUUUGAUGUGUAGGAAAUGUAGUUUGUUAGUAUUUGACAGUAGUAUAAGAUUAUAAAUGACGUCUCAAUAGCCUGAAUUGUAUCUCCUGCAUUUAAUUGGCUACAUUAUGUAAUGUACCCCAAUAAUUUCUGCUAUUCUAUGUUGCACUUUGUAACGUACUGAGAUGUCCUACCAGAUCUAUGUCAGUACAUCUUUAUUUUGCUGAAGUUA